Messenger RNA from Sarcophilus harrisii (Tasmanian devil), 682 nucleotides. It is a transcript of the gene TOMM6, whose product is annotated as translocase of outer mitochondrial membrane 6. Bases 42 to 281 code for a protein of 79 amino acids. Gene Ontology annotation, cellular component: mitochondrion; mitochondrial outer membrane translocase complex. Lineage: Eukaryota; Metazoa; Chordata; Mammalia; Dasyuromorphia; Dasyuridae. The record is from RefSeq and is a predicted model, not a curated record. The transcript has 3 exons.
AGUCGCGCCCAUGUGGAGCUGAGCCCUUGGGGCUACCUGCUAUGGCUGCGACCGGGUCGUCCGUGCCGUCUCCGGCGGUGCCGUGUACUGGGGCCGCUGGCGGAGGUACUGGAACCCCCGAGACGGUCGGGGAAUGGCUGCGGAGCGCCUACCGCUUUGUCACCGACAGGAACGACUUCCGGAGGAAUUUGAUUGUUAAUUUGGGACUUUUUGCUGCCGGUGUCUGGCUGGCUCGGAACCUGAGUGACAUUGACUUGAUGGCACCCCAGCCAGGCCUGUAGCUCAGCUGAUGUUAACUAGUGAUACUUCAUUUCUAAUACUGCCUUCCGUGAUCUGAAUGCGCAGUUUCUUGGAAGCUCUAUCCAACCUGCAGCUAUGAUCAUAACAUGACCAUCAGAAGAUCUGCUUUGACUGGCUACCACAAAUCUGAUUCAGACUUGCAACAUCCCCUUCGGUUAUCUUUUUUUCUGGGUCAGUCUAUGAUCAGCCAUAGCUUCAGUCUCUACUUAGGCAUGGUGUGGGGUGUAUGUUGCCUUUGCUCCAUAUAUUGUACAUAUCUUACAAAUCCUUGAAGGUUGAGCAGAUGCCACUGUGUGUUACAAAUGGCAUUUGCUGUUCUCUUCGGUUAUUAAAAAUAAUUUUUUCCUCCUAAAAUGUUUGAAAUAAAGACAGUCAACAAAGA